This is a messenger RNA of Darwinula stevensoni, 1715 nucleotides long. NCBI's taxonomy places the organism in Eukaryota, Metazoa, Arthropoda, Ostracoda, Podocopida, Darwinulidae. The record is from the annotation of a GenBank genome assembly.
GCUGCCAAGUAUGAGAAAGGAGCAGAGAACUUGUGUCCCAGUUUCUCACAAAUACCCGGCAGACAUUCACAUUCCCUCGUGAACCGCGGACCUGUUGCCAGUGCCAGAGCCAGACCUCCUCCCCCUCUCUCUCUCCCCUCCUUGCUACACCUCAUCGUAAAAAGAAGCGGUGCCCCUCCCUCAGAGGACACCUGCUAAGAAGUUUCCUCUCUUUUGAAGUGUUCGCAACCUUUCCCCGUUGUUAGUGGCAAGAAACCACAUACCAACAGUGUAAAUAAGAGUGCGAGCGACUUCCUGUGUGAAACCUCGAACCGCAGUACCGAUAUUUAUUAUUUAUUUGUGACAUUGCGCAAGCGCGCAGCUGCAGCAGACGACGAGAGUCAGCUGAUGCGAAGUGACGUCACGUCUGUCGUCUUCCAAUCAUGAGGAGGGAGACUCAGUUCAAGAUGGCCGACAACAAGGCUGGGUACAUCACGAAGAAGGUCCAAAAACAAGCCAGCAGGGCCAAAGAAAAGGUUCCUCGUAUAUCCGAGGAACUUGUAUUCGUUCUUGAUGAGAAGGAUGAUGGUGCGGAGCUGCGGGUCACGUCGUCGUUCCCGACCCGCAUCUCAUUUAUCUUGCAAAAUUUGGGGAAGGCAGAUAAGACCACAGAUGAGAUCUUUGAUGACUAUGUCCAUAACUUCACGAAGCAACAGAGUGGUGCUAAUCGUCUCCAUAAGGAGAUCAACAAUUACGUACGAUGUGUUCGAGCCAUGCAAGCUGCGAGCAAGAGCCUCUUCGAUACGGUGAACGAGAUGUAUGAGCUAGAAUGGACUGGCCGAGAUGUAAUGGUCAUCCAAGCUCAAAACUUGGAGAUGCUCUGGGCUGAUUUUUCUCAAAAACUUACCGAGCAAGUCCUCAUCCCUUUGAAUAACUACAUGGUCCAAUUCCCUGAAGUUCGGCAAAAAAUUGAGAAGCGAGGCCGGAAGCUGCUCGACUAUGACAGUCAGCGACACGGAUAUGAAGCGCUGCUCAACAAUACCAAGAAGAGGGAUGAGAUGAAGAUAGCUAAGGCAAAGGACCAACUGGAUGAUGCUCGCAAGCUCUACGAGGUCCUCAAUACCGAAUUACACGAGGAGCUCCCUUCUCUAUACGACUCUCGUAUCCCGUUCCUGGUCUCUAACUCACAGACCCUCUGCUCUGCUGAAGCCCUUUUCCAUGUUGAAUGCUCCAAGGUACAUGGUGAGUUAGAGGCUGUGAUGGAGAAGCUGAACAAAGAGGCUCGAAGUGGGGGCUAUAAUGUGAAGCGCCACCCACCACGCUCACCUCGUACCCCAACCAGCUCACCCACCAGGAAAUCCAUAGGUAUGGUUCAUGGAUCUCCAGGUUCCUCCCCCUCCAAGCCAGAGGGAAAUCAGCAGCCAUAUGAGGAGAUCCCCGACAAUUACAAGCCCAAUGAAAAUGGAGAACUUUCCCCUGGGGAAGAAGGUCAUGGAGGAGGGUCACCUGGGAAAUUCCAGGUUGUGAAGACAGCCUCCAAUCCCCAUGGUGGCCCCCCGACUGAAGUUGUCUACGACAUCCCUGUCGGAGCCACCACUGAUGAUCUGCCUCCAGGGGUGCUAUAUCGAGUACGAGCCACCUAUCGCUACCAGAAGGAAGAUGUGGAUGAACUGUCAUUUGACAUAGGGGAGAUUAUUCAGGUGGUGGAGUAUGAGGAUCCUGAAGACCAGGUGUGA